This is a messenger RNA of Dipodomys spectabilis (banner-tailed kangaroo rat), 848 nucleotides long. RefSeq names its product adaptor related protein complex 1 subunit sigma 1 (gene Ap1s1). Gene Ontology annotation, molecular function: clathrin-cargo adaptor activity. NCBI's taxonomy places the organism in Eukaryota, Metazoa, Chordata, Mammalia, Rodentia, Heteromyidae. The record is from RefSeq and is a predicted model, not a curated record. Gene Ontology annotation, cellular component: intracellular membrane-bounded organelle; membrane coat; AP-1 adaptor complex. The coding region runs from base 76 to 552 and encodes 158 amino acids. Gene Ontology annotation, biological process: vesicle-mediated transport; intracellular protein transport. The transcript is spliced from 5 exons.
AGAAAGGAACGGAGGGGGAGCGGCGCGGGCGCCUACGGAGGCCGCAGAGGGACACGCCGAGCCGGAGGCUGCAGGAUGAUGCGAUUCAUGCUGCUGUUUAGCCGGCAGGGAAAACUUCGGCUACAAAAAUGGUACCUGGCCACAUCAGACAAGGAACGGAAGAAAAUGGUGCGGGAACUCAUGCAGGUUGUCCUGGCUCGCAAACCCAAGAUGUGCAGCUUCCUGGAGUGGAGGGAUCUCAAAGUUGUCUAUAAGAGAUAUGCCAGCCUCUACUUCUGCUGUGCCAUCGAGGGCCAAGACAACGAGCUCAUCACGCUGGAGCUCAUCCACCGAUACGUGGAACUCCUGGACAAGUACUUCGGCAGCGUAUGCGAGCUGGACAUCAUCUUCAACUUCGAGAAAGCCUACUUCAUCCUGGAUGAGUUCCUGAUGGGCGGGGACGUGCAGGACACCUCCAAGAAGAGCGUGCUGAAAGCCAUCGAGCAGGCUGACCUUCUGCAGGAGGAGGACGAAUCGCCGCGCAGUGUGCUGGAGGAAAUGGGUCUGGCAUAGCCCCUGCUGCCCGGCCCUGUGAGAUGAGGGAGCCCAGGAAAGAGCCUUCACCCACCUUCCCUCCCACCCCACCCCUGCCCCGCCUUUCUCUUGGUGGGACCCAGCUGUCCCUCCUCGGCCACCUCACCUCUGGAAGGGGCUGUGGGCCCAGGCCCUUGAAGCAUUCCCUCCCGCCACCACCUGCCAUUCCCACUGAAGAAAUGUGACCCAGACAGGGGGUGCUAUUUGGCUUCCAUUCCCUGCCUUUGAAGAACCAAUGUUAUUCCCCCCCCACCCCAAAAAAAAAUAUCUUCCCU